This is a messenger RNA of Pogona vitticeps (central bearded dragon), 2062 nucleotides long. It is a transcript of the gene STK38L, whose product is annotated as serine/threonine kinase 38 like. The record is from RefSeq and is a predicted model, not a curated record. Gene Ontology annotation, biological process: protein phosphorylation. NCBI's taxonomy places the organism in Eukaryota, Metazoa, Chordata, Lepidosauria, Squamata, Agamidae. Gene Ontology annotation, molecular function: ATP binding; protein serine/threonine kinase activity.
AAAAGGCACACCAUUCUCGAAGCGAAGCGUGCUCCAAAUCGGCUCCCACGGGCAUGAACGAGCCCGCAGCGAUUUCCCCAUCCUUAUAAGCGGCUCCACGUGGGUCACCCUUCGCCUCGCCAGGCCACGGCGGACGCGGGCAGCCAAUCGGCGGCGGCGCUCGGCUCUCCUUUGCCUUUCUUGUGGCGCGGCUCCAUCCUCUCGCGAGAACUGGCUAGUAAACAGAUAGCUCCCUCCUGCCGCUGGCCCCCCCUCCCUCCAUUAGAGGCACUGGAGAGGGAACCGGUCGGACGCUUAGGCUGCAGGCAGGCGCGGGCGGCGGGAGCCGAGGCAGCCGGCUGGGAGAGGCGCGCAGAGUACAUGUUACUAUGGCAAUGACUGCUGGGACUCCAACAUCCUUUCCUAUGAGUAACCACACCCGGGAGAGAGUGACUGUGGCCAAGCUUACCCUGGAGAACUUUUAUAGUAACCUAAUUUUACAGCAUGAGGAAAGAGAAACCAGGCAGAAGGAACUAGAAGUGGCCAUGGAGGAAGAAGGUUUAGCGGAUGAAGAGAAAAAACUACGAAGAUCUCAGCAUGCGCGUAAAGAAACUGAAUUUUUACGGCUGAAGAGAACAAGGCUAGGCCUGGAUGAUUUUGAAUCGUUGAAAGUUAUUGGAAGGGGUGCCUUUGGAGAGGUACGCCUCGUUCAAAAGAAAGAUACGGGUCAUAUUUAUGCAAUGAAGAUACUACGAAAAGCUGAUAUGCUGGAGAAAGAGCAGGUAGCUCAUAUACGAGCAGAAAGAGAUAUCCUGGUUGAAGCAGACGGUGCCUGGGUAGUGAAAAUGUUUUAUAGUUUCCAGGACAAACGUAACCUUUACUUGAUCAUGGAAUUUCUGCCUGGAGGUGAUAUGAUGACCUUACUUAUGAAGAAGGAUACGUUAUCAGAGGAAGAAACACAGUUUUAUAUAUCUGAAACUGUGCUGGCCAUUGAUGCCAUUCACCAACUGGGUUUUAUUCACAGAGACAUUAAACCAGAUAACCUACUACUGGAUGCAAAAGGCCAUGUAAAACUCUCUGAUUUUGGACUAUGCACAGGUUUAAAGAAAGCCCACCGAACUGAAUUCUACAGAAACCUUACACAUAAUCCACCAAGUGACUUCUCAUUUCAGAAUAUGAAUUCUAAGAGAAAAGCAGAAACAUGGAAGAAGAAUAGGCGACAGCUGGCCUACUCUACUGUUGGAACUCCAGAUUAUAUUGCUCCAGAAGUUUUCAUGCAAACAGGUUACAAUAAAUUAUGUGACUGGUGGUCUCUGGGAGUGAUUAUGUAUGAAAUGCUAAUAGGUUAUCCCCCUUUCUGCUCUGAAACACCUCAAGAAACAUAUAGAAAAGUUAUGAACUGGAAAGAGACACUGGUAUUUCCACCUGAGGUGCCAAUUUCUGAAAAAGCGAAGGACUUAAUUCUAAAAUUCUGCACUGAUGCAGAAAACAGAAUUGGUAGCAAUGGAGUAGAAGAAAUUAAGACUCAACCCUUUUUUGAAGGUGUUGACUGGGGACAUAUCAGGGAGAGGCCAGCUGCAAUCAGCAUAGAAAUUAAAAGUAUUGAUGACACAUCCAACUUUGAUGAAUUCCCAGAAUCGGAUAUUUUACAGCCAGUGCCAAACACCACGGAACCUGACUACAAGUCUAAAGACUGGGUUUUUCUUAAUUACACCUACAAGAGGUUUGAAGGGCUCACGCAGCGUGGCUCCAUCCCUUCAUACAUGAAAGCGGGGAAGUUGUGAAACUCAGCAGAAAUAAAGCAUAAAUAAGAACUCAGGUAGCUGCUGCAUCACCAAGACACGCUUGGCAUAGACCUUGAUACACUGAAAAAGUUCACAGACUGGUGCACAUUGACUCCACCGAGAAAUUAGGAAAUUCUACCGGAUUAGGAUUUCUAAGACUACUACAAGAAUUAGUUGGCAGUGCCAGCUGGCUUCUUCCUUUUCUUUUCUUUUUUUUUUAAUAGUGAAUAUUUUUGUUAACUUUAUUAUAACAAAGGUACUGGAAUAAAAAAGGAAUGAAUAUCCUCUUUGUAUUUGCA